UUAUCUUCCAAAGUAUGAGGCCCAGUUUGAAGUCCACUUCGAACACAAUGUUGAUGUUCAGGAACUUAUUUCUGGAUGACUACACUGCUUAGCUACUUGUUCAAACUGGGUUUUCCGCUUUUAUGUAUGCAGUGUGUAGUGCAAUACUACCUCGUGCUACAUUUCUUUUGCACUGACACUGCAUGCAUAGUGGCUGAAACUGAAGACAGUUUGAAUGAGAUUGUGGCUACAUGCAGGAAAGUAUUUCAUUGUCCAAACAAUGGAUGACAGUGAAGAUGACUGGCAGUCACUUAAGCCCCAAGAACCACUUUCAUCUCAGUGCUGCGGCAGCGGCUGUAAACCCUGCAUCUAUGAUGUAUACCAGAAGGAGCUGGAGCAAUGGGAAGAGGCCAAGGCAAAAAAAGACAGAAGCCUCCUGACCAAAAAGAAACCACAAUGCAAGAAUUCACAACUGGCUCCAGAAAUAUUUACAGCUUUCAUCAUAAGCUCUGUGGAUCAGCUGACAGAGGACACCUACCAGUAUAAAUUUGAAUUACCUGGAAGUAGCAGCUUGGGGUUGAGUUUAGGGCAACAUAUUGUAUUAAGAGGGCUAGUGAAUGGUUUGGAGAUACAACGAGCCUAUACUCCAAUUACCCCUGUGGAUGCUGAAGGGUACUUUGAUGUUUUAAUAAAGUGCUACGAAAGUGGACUAAUGUCACAAUAUGUAAAAUCCUGGAAACUAGGAGAAGCAGUGUUUUGGAGAGGACCGUUUGGAGGCUUCCCUUAUAGACCCAAUCAGUACGGGGAACUGUUUAUGCUUGCUUCUGGCACUGGCCUAGCACCAAUGCUUCCCAUCAUUCAGCACAUAACAGAAAAUGAGAACGAUGAAACGUUUGUAACCCUGGUAGGCUGCUUCAGAACUUUUGGAAAUAUUUACAUGAAGCCUCUUCUUCAAGACCAGUCACAAUUCUGGAACAUCAGAACAUUUUAUGUUCUAAGCCAGGAACACUCACUUGAAAACCUCCCUUGGAGCUAUCAAAAGAAUACACAUCUUGGCCGGAUAAAUGAAAAUAUGUUAAGAAGUAUGAUGAACACAUGUAGAAGGCAACCUUUUGUGCUGAUAUGUGGCUCUGUAGCCUUUACUGAUGAUAUGGAGAGAUACUUAAAAGCCAUUGGUCUUCAGAAAGAUUCAUAUUUUGUAUUUUAGAAAAUACUGUGGAGAAAAAAAUUACUUCAUUAAAUGGUUAUUUUUGUUGUUGUUUACAGCUUAA
Molecule: messenger RNA, 1250 nt
Organism: Sphaerodactylus townsendi
Lineage: Eukaryota; Metazoa; Chordata; Lepidosauria; Squamata; Sphaerodactylidae
Gene: CYB5R5
Product: NADH-cytochrome b5 reductase-like
Exons: 7
Coding region: 215-1186 (323 amino acids)
Molecular function (GO): oxidoreductase activity
Source: RefSeq, a predicted model, not a curated record